GUUGUAAUAAUAGGCUACCUUAAUUGUUCAGCUAUUGAAUCAGUACAAGUCCAAAAAAUUCAUUAUUCAUCCAAAUAGCAAGUAAUCGCAAUGGCCAAAAAGCUUCGAAAUAUCAUCAUUCGAGCCCCAAAGUCGAGUGAGCCUGCGAGUCCAACUUCAACUUCGCAAACCGAUGAGACCGUCAUUGAGUCUCCAAGGUCUCAACUACCGCUUACAUCUGGGCCAUGGGAUGAAAUUAAAGACGCAUCUGAAGAUACAGAAAGGCCACUACCAGGAUGGCCACUUGUGUCUAAAUUGAUUGCGCAAUAUCCAGAUCUCGAAGCUUUCAAAGCCUUUCGUGACCUUAAUAUCAAAAGUCUGCUCUAUUAUCAAGCAGAACUAGAGAAUCUACGCAAGAAGCUACACAAAGCAGAAUAUGAGGAACAUCAACAGGGUGAACAAGAUGGCAUAACGAAAGCUUCAAUGAUGGCGAUGAAUUUAGACUACUAUCUUCUACAUGCUCGAAUGGAUGAUAGCAAGUGCAAGUCUAAACAAGUGAAGAUAAUGAAACAGAUCAGAGUAGUUUUGAAAGAAUAUAAUGAUGCGUUAUUACAAUACUCCCAGAUUACAGCAUUACCGAAAGCAGACCCUUACAAUGUGGAAACUCUAAGGACAUGGCUCAAGACAGUGGGCAAGGACUGCAUCAGUGGGAAUGCAGCGUGUAUAUGGGGCGACUAUACAGAGAAUGUAGGCGAGGAAAAGCCUUUGAGAUGGCGGUUCGUAAGUAUUAUGCGUAGCAUCUUCUGGCCCGCAGCCCCCAAAGUUGAUACUCUCGAUCUUAUUGUACCUCGGCAAGGUCAUACGGUUGACGGCCUAACUACGUGGGUUGCAAAUGAAUUUGUCCCAUUCUGGCACAGUAUCAAACAAGGAUUACGGCGAAAGAAGGCGAGAACCGUCUCUGAAGAAAAUGGCCUACCCACUACUGAAACAAAGAGCAAUUCAUUCUUUGAAACAAGCGAAUGUUUAAGAAGCCCCAGAUUUUGGUUCAAUCCUAUGAAAUCUACCUCUGAUACAUCGGAAGGAGAUCAAGAGUCAAAAGAUAGGUUAGGGCUUACUGUUUACUCCGAAGCACGCAUGUUACGUUUCACCUCAGCUAUAGCCACUGUAAUUGCGUGUUUGUUACCAACCGUCGCCAUCGCAGUACUUUCAAGUCUUGAAUCUACCAAAGAGCUACUGGGAGUUAUUGCGGCAUUCACAGCAAUCUUUGCUAUGGGACUUAUGUUUUUGACUGAUGCGAGUACAUCGAGGGUUGAGAUAUUCACCGCCACCGCCGCCUUUUCCGCCGUCAUGGUGGUAUUUGUGCAGAAUCAAAAUGUCUAUAUAGGCUCGUCUCCAAAUAUUCCUGGAACUCGAAUUACGAACGGGACAAAUUCAACGAACUGAUAAAAUACAGCGUGGCACAAGUUUUAUUUCCCAUGCAUGUCUCCACUUUAAUGUCGAACAGAGCAUGAAGAAACGACCUCAAAUUAUUAUCUGCAGAGACCAAUGAUUCUAGUUCCUACAGAGUUAACACUUCGCCUUUUCCCUGCAUAUAUUUCUUGAUAUACAUUUUCAUUGUCGGGGAUAAUUAUCAUGAAUCAUGAGUCACGAAGUCACGAAUCACGAAAUUUUAAUCCAAUCAAAUACUCCUAAACUUCCGAACCCGAAUUUGCCAUGAAAUAUGCCCUGGGAAACGCCCAAUGUCGUAGUUACCACUUUCGGAAGAACAUACAUUAGCGUUAUACCAUUCAAACUUUUACCCCUCACCAAGCCCAUGCAUUGCAAAAAUUUCCCACCCAUGAACA
Molecule: messenger RNA, 1823 nt
Organism: Botrytis cinerea B05.10
Lineage: Eukaryota; Fungi; Ascomycota; Leotiomycetes; Helotiales; Sclerotiniaceae
Exons: 4
Coding region: 91-1422 (443 amino acids)
Source: RefSeq, a predicted model, not a curated record